UCUUGGAGGAGUGACGAAACUUACUUAGUCAGCUGUUGCUUCUAGUAGCCUACUCUACAUUUGAUCUAGCUUUUCUGUGGACGGAGUAUCUAUCUAGUUCUCCAAAUAAAAAAAUAAACUUCAACAUUCAGCCUUUCAUCACUGGAAGUCAAUAGAUUGAUCUAGUUCUAGAUGCUGAUUUCAUCAGGAGCUUUUAUUUAGAAUUAUUUUAUUUUUUCCUCAUGAUGAAUGUCUCCCAGACAAUGGAGACGGAAGAGGAUCUCCUGACCCGUCUCAACGUCCAACUGUACCACCCUCAGCAGAGUUGUAAGGGCCUUUUCGGGCUGCUUCCUCUGGGGAACAAGAGCAAACACUCGGCAGACGAGCCUCUCCGGCUGGGACGCGACGCCCAGGGCUGCACCUUCGCCCUGCUCGACGCCCGGGUGUCCCGCAAGCAGCUGGCCCUCCACGCCUACCGCACCGAGAGCCCGGACUUGCUGUUCGACAUCCAGAACCUGAGCCAGAGGGGACGGCUGUUGGUGAACAGCUCGGCGCUGGGCUUCCUGGAGAGGAUGGAUAUCCCGGACAAGGCCCUGGUCCGGUUCGGAGAGUAUGAGAUGCUGAUCAUCCGUGAGUCCGGCGAGGCCAAGGGCAGCUUCGAGGUGGAGUUUGAGGUGCUGGCAGUGCCUCCGUCCAGAGAGACGUGCAUGUACGAGCCUAGUAGGAGCCCCGUCAUGGAAACAGGCUCCUCACGUGUGAUGAACGGUCUUCCAGGUGAACUCAGAGUAGGCCUCCUCGGCCCCCUUGAGACCGAUGAGACUCUCAUGUUUAAUUCCUGAUGUGACUUUUAACUUUGUUAUUGACUUACACUCGAGUUGAAGCAGGCUAGGACUGGAUCCCUCCUUGUAAUGUGAAAUCAUAGUAUUAUUAUUUAGGUAUUAUUUUUGCACCCCGUUACUCUAUUACUCCACGUAUAAGUUAAAGACCUGUGAUGCUACAUUGUAAUAACAGCUACUUUUUAAGUGUAAUACAGCUAUUUGUUUCUAUAUUUUCAACUUUAUUAAAUUAUCUUUUUGUGAACAUA
Perca flavescens (yellow perch) is the source of this 1063-nucleotide messenger RNA. RefSeq names its product TRAF-interacting protein with FHA domain-containing protein A-like. The record is from RefSeq and is a predicted model, not a curated record. Gene Ontology annotation, molecular function: protein binding. Lineage: Eukaryota; Metazoa; Chordata; Actinopteri; Perciformes; Percidae. Gene Ontology annotation, biological process: positive regulation of canonical NF-kappaB signal transduction.